This is a messenger RNA of Daphnia pulex (common water flea), 1421 nucleotides long. RefSeq names its product zinc finger and BTB domain-containing protein 24-like. The transcript has 3 exons. The record is from RefSeq and is a predicted model, not a curated record. Gene Ontology annotation, cellular component: nucleus. Lineage: Eukaryota; Metazoa; Arthropoda; Branchiopoda; Diplostraca; Daphniidae. Gene Ontology annotation, biological process: regulation of gene expression. The coding region runs from base 166 to 1302 and encodes 378 amino acids.
AAGGAGGAGAGUUGAAACUAUACAUUCAACGCUAUCGAACGUUUCAAGACAGUCGCUCACAGUCUCUCGUAGCGCUUCCCAAAAGGAUUUAUUAUCAUUCUCUACUCCAGUUGAUGUUGAACAAGUUCAAGUGUCUAGUUAUUUAAUUGCACGCCACUGCAGGUCAUGGCCCAAUCCGAGUUGCUAGAAGUUUAUUUAAGAGAGGAAAGAAGUUCGAUACAGGAGAAACGAUUAUUUGCCUGCACGUUAUGCCCAUACCGAACCGACAGGCGCAAUAAUUUGAAGCGUCACACGGCGACGAUGCACGAACAGAGCACCGCCGUGCUCGAAUGUUGUGGCAGUCGUUUUGCCAACAAGGCGGCACUGCGACAUCACACGGCAGCCUAUCAUCGCCAUGGAUACAUUUGUACCAUUUGUUCUCGAGUCUUUUGCCGUCGAGCUUUACUGCGACGCCAUCACGCCGUCCAUUCCGGUUUCAAAGAAUUCACGUGCAGUCUCUGCGAUUACGCCACUUCGCAUAAAAGUAACCUGGAACGACACAUGAAGAUUCACGAAAGUGGCGACAAGUAUUCCACUUCUUCGCCAUCAUCGUCUGGCCAACAACACGAUCGCUCGUCUCCGGAAGAUUUUUAUCAAGCUGAUGAUUCGAGCAAAUCUUUUUGCGUUCCUCCGCCAUCGCGGGAUCACAAUCCUAUUCUCGCCAGUCUACUCAGUCAACCGGCCAACGAUGGAGAGGUGAUGCAAUGGAUCUAUCACUCUCCCUACGACGCUUAUCCUUCUCAGAUGUUUAAUCCGCCAGUCAACACUGUAGGCGAUCCGCCAGCCCAACAAGCUCGCCGAUGGAGUUACGAUUGCCAGGAAACGAAGUUUGAAUCGUCGACAGUCGCUAGAGAAGUUCCUCUUCGUCACGCCAUUGAUGUCAUACUCGGUAUCAAAGAAGAAUUGCCUAAAACACGGCCUGGCUUUCUUUACUGUACCGGACAGGAUGUGAAUGUGCCAACGUCGUCGUGUGUCGUUACCACCUCGUCUAAUCACUGGUCGAUUGGACAUUUAUCAGCCCUGCGCCAAAGUAACGAAUCGCCAACGUUCGCCGAUGCUAGUCAGAGUAGUCAUGAACUUAAUUCCGAUAUGGAUUCAUCCGUGUCGGAUCACGCCUGUGCAUCAGGACACAAACGCCCGUGGCAGAUGGUUGAUCUUUAUCGUUCGUCUCUCAAUCAGGAAUCGUUGGAAGAUGAUUUCACGUACGUGCCCAAGAAGCUGCGCAUGUCCAAGCGAUAUCAAACUGGCGCUCAAAGUCCUUAAAUCAAGUUAAGUCUAUAAUUAAUUCAUGAACCUGUUUUUCCCCUUGAUGCUUAUUAUGUUGCAUCUCUAAAAUUGUCUUUUGUUCUACAAUGAAAUAAAAAAAAAUUGAUUUUGUCGUU